This is a messenger RNA of Anarrhichthys ocellatus (wolf-eel), 5775 nucleotides long. RefSeq names its product divergent protein kinase domain 2Ab (gene dipk2ab). The coding region runs from base 700 to 2004 and encodes 434 amino acids. NCBI's taxonomy places the organism in Eukaryota, Metazoa, Chordata, Actinopteri, Perciformes, Anarhichadidae. The record is from RefSeq and is a predicted model, not a curated record. The transcript is spliced from 4 exons.
AGGAGUGAGCUGCUGCACGAGAGAGGAAGAGAGGAGGCAAUUCCGCGUAACACAAAGGGACUCGCGAUAAGCGGACAGUUACUGACGUGCACGCACAACACAGGCGCUGGGGGUCUUUUGUGAAGAGGAACCGCGUCGUCCAGUCGGAAAGAUCCGGUUUACGAAGAGUUAAGACUCGAGAUCCCAAACUGUUUAUUUCUGCAGCUAGCAGGGCUAGCUGGCUCGAUACCCAGGAGCUAGAAAUGGGAAGCCCGUGUGAGUUUGCCUGAUAGCGAUCUUCGUCGAGCUUUUUUUUUUUUUUUUUUUUUUUGAAGAAGAAGCGGUUUCCGCUCCGCAUGCUGUCGGCGGUGAUUUGAAGUAUCAGCCGCAACUUUAAAGAAUGAUCUCGACGGAGCGCUAAGCGUUACACUACUACCGACCCGGAGAGGAGGAAAGUCACACAGGCCUGCUGGCUCGAGGUUGCACACAAAACACCAGGAAGGGAGAACAUGACUCACUGGCCCCUACCAGAGACUGGCACGGGGCAGCUGUGCCAACCUCGCCCCUGCCUGCCGCUUUAGAAGCAUCCCCGGUACACCAUGACGGAGAGGCAUUGAGGUUUGCUCCCUGACGACCGUCUCAAUACCUCUCCUCCUCCUCCUCCUCCUCCUCCCUAUCCCCUCAACAACCCCGUCCCCCCCGCCCUGCCCCGUCCCCAUCAUGCUGCGCUUCCUGCCUCUCAAACUUGGCCGCCUGUACCGCUGUCUGAAGCUCUUGUUGGUCGUGGGGCUGUUUGUCAUCUUGUUGAUGAACACCCACAACCUGUUCGCCUCCUUCCAGAAGAAUGAGCUCACCGACAGACGCUUCAUCAACCUCAACAAGUGUCCCGCCUGCUUUGGCACCAGCUGGUGCCGCAAGUUCAUGAACGGCCAGGUUUCCUUCGAGACCUGGGGUCGCCUGCGAUUCCUAGACGUCUUCAACGUCAAGAACGUUUACUUCGCUCAGUACGGGGAGCCCAGAGAGGGCACCCGCCGCGUGGUGCUCAAAAGGCUCGGCUCCAACCAGGAGCUGGCGGAGAUAGACCAGAAGAUCUGCAAGCGGGCCACUGGCAGGCCCCGCUGUGACCUCAUCCAGGCAAUGUACAAGACCGAAUUUGCCCGGAUCAACGGCGACGUCCGUCUGCUCACUCCGGAGGUGGUGGAGGGCUGGUCGGACCUGGUGCACUGCCCCUCUCAGAGGCUGCUGGACCGCGUGGUCCGCAGGUAUGCUGAGACCAAAGACUCGGGCAGCUUCCUGCUGAAGAACCUCAAAGACACGGAGAGAAUGCAGCUGCUCAUGACUUUGGCAUUCAACCCGGAACCACUCGUACUACAGAGCUUUCCAUCAGAUGAAGGGUGGCCGUUCGCCAAGUACCUGGGAGCGUGUGGGCGCAUGGUAGCUGUCAACUAUGUGGGCGAGGAGCUGUGGAGCUUCUACAACGCGCCCUGGGAGAAGAGGGUAGACUUGGCACGCCAGCUCAUGGACAUCGCCGAGCAGCUCACCAACAACGACUUUGAGUUCGCCCUCUACCUGCUCGACGUCAGCUUCGAUAACUUCGCGGUCGGCCCGCGCGACGGGAAGGUCAUCGUUGUUGACGCCGAGAACGUCCUCGUGGCAGACAAAAGGCUGAUCAAGCAGAACAAGCCGGAAAGCUACGAUGUGUGGUAUGAGAGCCGGUUCGAGGAGUGCGACCGGGAGGCCUGCCUGUCUUUCUCCAAGGACUCCCUGUGCUCCAGGGUGACGGUGGACCACAACUACUACGCCGUGUGCCAGAACCUGCUGUCGCGGUACGCUACAUGGCGGGGCACCACCGGAGGCCUCCUCCACGACCCCCCUGCCCAUAUAGCCAAAGACGGACAACUCGUGACCCUGUUGGACGAGUGCACCAGACCCCAAAAGCGCUACGGUCGUUUCCAGGCGGCCAAGGAACUGCGUGAAUACCUCACACAGCUAGCCGCCGCGUCCUCCUCUGCCACGGCCAGGUAAUGAAUGGAGUCGGCGUUAGCCCGGACGCACUGAGAGACUGGAUCCUGUACUCUUUAUCUUCCGGAACUCUCGAGACCCCGGUUCUUGUACAUGAUGUCAUUCGCUCCUCUUUGCCCGCCCCGGAGCAGGAAGGUGUUCGAGGUCUUGCAUCAGGAAGUGUAAGAAUCCAAACCUCAAGGCAGAUUUGUUAAAGCUCCAGCUUUUAACCUGUCUUUGCUCCUGUGAGAAAGAGGAGCGUGGCGCUGAGAGAUUCUGGUUAGAGCCGGGAUAGAGAGGGGAUAGAGGUAACCUCUCCUCUCCCAGGGUGGGCUGCCAUCCUUUGGGGGUGGGGUGGGGGAGAAAGGGCUCAGGUAAACGCCUCCUGCACUGGACUCGGGCUACUGCAAACCAGAGCAUCCAAGCAACAAGAGCAGCAACAUCGCACGGCCCUGACCCCAUCCAUCCUCCUCAAUCCAUCACAACUGUUUUUGUUUGAUAACAUUAAAUCUUAACACCCGUUUCAUUUUGCCCCCAGGAUUUCUUGUUUUAUUUCAUUCAGGGCUGAAUUCAAGUACAUUGGUGCGUUUACAUUUUUUGCUGUGCCACGGCGUUUCCUUUCUCUGUAGCAUGGCUGCAGGGAAGGCGGAGGUUGCAUGAAUCUCCUACUGUCAGUUGGCAGGGAAGGCCGAGCUACAGCAGGUAGAGAGGAGAGGCGGGGGGGGGGGUUGGUUUACAUGCAGGAGGAAAAGAUAACCCUUGACGGCUAUAGAAGUCUAAUUUCCUGCUACUCCAGUCAAUCACUUGAUUUCCAGGAUUGUGGCAAUCAUCUCUUGUGUGUGUGUGUGUGUGUGUGUGUGUGUGUGUGUGUGUGUGUGUGUGUGUGUGUGUGUGUGUUUUUUUUCCUCUUUUCAAUUGGAGUGAAACAGCUGCACAUAGGAAAAGGAAUAAUUGGACAGUGGUGGUCCCUUGAUGCAGAUGUGCCUAUACCAAAGAGGCUAUAUGUAAUAUUAAGUACCAUGAGCAGUACAGAGUGACGGCACCUUUCCCUCCAGUUGUUCCCCAGUAGAGCUGUCCAAAGGAACCGUAAUGUGUACACAAUCCUAUCCGAGCCGACAGGCCUGCAUUCUGAUUUAUCUUUUUCAAUAAGAGCUUAAUCCAGAUGUAUAGGAGUCUACGAUUGGGCAUACGUAAUGUCACAUGACCCCCCUGUGCUUUAACCUUUCCAUACCAUUGAUGGAUGAUGGUCAGAUUGACCGAGGGAUUCUUUUCUUCGACAACAUAAAGAAAUGAAAGGAGGAAAAGAAGUGAUUCUUUAGAGGACUAGAAAACACAAUAAAGCAGCGUAGUAGUGGCCUCCAGUGCCAAAUUCUCUUUAAAUGUCUGUAAUUGAUAAAUGAAUCCUUUCCUCAAACUUCUCCCGCUAGUGCUGAGCGCAGUAAGCUCCAUUAAGUAAAUGUUAAGGAAGGGAAUGAAGAUAUCCUAAAUUACUUCCUCGCUCCAGAAAAACAGCUUUUGACCUGUACUUUUGAAUUUAGCAGCCCAGAUAUUUCUGUUGAAUAUUUAAACACUCGGCGGACCAACGAAUUAAAAGCAUAAUCACAAAUGCAGCCUCGUUUGGUUAUGGAUUAUGAGAGAUCUUAACUCAAAUAACAUCCAAAAACAAAAAACCCCUCUUUGGCUGCACGUGUUUAGUACUUUCAUCUUGUCUUGAUGUCGUGAAGCAGACCCUAAAUGCCCAGUGGAGUGUUUGUGUAGCACGGUCAACAGACAGCCCAGAAAGUUAAGUAAAUAUGAGCUGCUCCGUGUACAGGGAAAGUAGAAGGCACAGCAGUUGCUUCUGCAAAGACCCGGGGAGCUGACGAGAUCCCCGUCGGUUAGGAAAAGCAAUAAAGAGAAGUUUGGCUUAUGGAUUUCCGGCUUCCUUUUGUUGUGUCUGAUAUAUAUAUAUUUCUGUUUCCCCCGUACGGAGGACGUUGAACCUGGAGGGAUUUGUACGUGCGUAACUAACUGUCCACUUUUGUACUGUCAUUUUCUUUUGAGUAUAUCGGCAUUGUCUGAUUGAUCUGUUUUUUUUCCUGUGCCUUUUCAUUCAAAAGUUGUAUUUACAACUUUUAGUGGGUUUAAAUAUUCAAAUAAAUGAUCUAUAUAGAUAUAUACACAUAUGCUCUGUGUGGACUCUUCUUGAUUCUGUCUCAAUCUUUUUAUUAUUUCCAAUUUAACUUCGGGGCCGUUUGGCUCUGGUUCAUGUUGCCUUUAACAUUUGAUUCAGUGCGGCACAGCUGGAUGUCGGUGUUUGCCAAUUCCUAUUCCUCUUUUCUCAUUCCUCCUCGGUUUUGAUCUUUUCGUAUCUUCAUCUUUCCUCUAAUUUGGAUCCUAGCCCGAGUUCCCUUUGUUGUGCUCUCCACUCAACUAGCAUGAGUCCUUCUCUUUUAUCCAUAUUUGGGGAGAUCAUUUUUCCAUCGCUCUACUGUGGCUGCAUUGAAUUUUAGAAGCAUAAUGUUCAGAGGAGCUGUAAUUGUUUAAAAAGAGAAAUAAAAACACGACAAGCAGUAUUUGUAAGCAAUACAAAAAUACUCGUAACCACUUUUAUUUUUUGACUCUGCUCUAAACUCUUUUCCUUCUCAUUAUUUGGUGUGUGUGUGUGUGGUAUUUUUUGGUGUGUGUGGAGUGUGGUCUUUGCUAAUUCAAUAGCUCUUCUGUCCCUCUCUGUGUGUCUUGAGCCAGCUCAUGCUCGUAGCAGAAAAGCCCACAGUGGAACAAAGUAGUACUCGAGCCAGAACCAAAAUUAGAAGCUACAUGAUUGACACUCUCUGCCUCUCUUUCUCUCUCGCUCUUUUUUUUGUCCUCUGUUUCUCUCCAUGGUCAUUUAUCCACCUCUUCCCUUCUCUUUCUCCUCUGUAAUUGUGCUUCUCUUUGACACACCCGCUGGUUUGUGUGGAUAGUUGAUGUCACACUCAUUGUGGUGAAGUGCUGUUUAGCCCUCUGUGCUGUAGCUACACUUAGUCCAGCUGAUGAAUGGCCCUGGGGUUGGCCGGCUUUAAGAAAACACCACAGAAAAAAGGAAUGGGGCACCAGGCGCUCCGCUGCGGCCCUCCGAGUUUAAAUAAACAUGAGGCCAUUUCAAGGGACAACCACCAGGGAGUUUCUGCAUUGGAAAUGGAGAUGUAGGAGGUGGGAAAUAAAAAAAAAAUGAGACCAUAUGCUUGUGGAGGAAGAGCAUCGGGAAGUGUGUAAACUCCAAACUACAGCAAAUAGAACCCCAGAAAUGUCCUUCCUGCAUUUUCCAAUGUGCUGCAAGUGAGCAUGCCUCCGUACAUUGCAGUCUAAAGUUGUCAAAGCUACAAUGGUGGCGAGAGCAGCUUAUUUCUGGGUAUUGUGUGCGGCUUUGCAGCCACUACCCGAAGGAAGAGGGGAUAUUGUAAUGUGUCUGCAACUGGUUGAGGGGACAGUUGGCAUUAUAAACAGGUAGGGAUAUAAUUGUGCUGUCUCUCACGUGACUACCUUUGCACAUCGGGCCACUUCGCAAAUCCGAAGCGUUUGGAAAUCCACCCCUGAAUUCCUGCUUAUCGGCGUGGAGGAAGUCCUGAAAAGGCAGAGGUGGAAAGCAUCGUAAAAAUGUUUCGCAACCAUAUUAUCUAAAUCUCUACAGGACUUUAGCCUCGCGUGUCAUAUUCCAAAACCUGGAAAACUGCUGAUAUCUUAUUCAGGUCAUAAAGUGAAAGGGGGGAGGGGAGAUAGAGAACUGCCAUAUGUUCAAUUACAGCAACAAAAGGGGAUGAAAAAUAAACGAUG